AUGACAAACUGGGCGACGAGACGGUCGUCCCUUUCUCCGCAUAUAAGGGGCUUGGGACAUUCUACACAUCACCGUGUACUUUUAAACCAAACCAUAUCUCAAGCUUUCCCGCCCCCCAAAUCCAUCCGAACCAAGAAACUGAAAUCCCUACCAAACCCUAACCCUAACCCUAGAUCCUUCUCCCCUAAUCACCCAGUCCUUCUCAUCGGCACCGUUGACCUUCAGACCCCUGAAGAUUGCGACGGAACUUCAUGCGGGGGCCACUGCUUCUCUUUCUCCGAUGCCUCCUCUAGGGUUUGUUGCUCCAUUGUUGAUCCUAGAGACCUCAGCUUCGUUGGCCGGAAAAUCCACGUCCUCGCUUGGAAUUUUCUCCCUUUCAAGCAUAAAAAAGGAGUCUUGGAGAUCGCCAGGUGGAUGUUGCCGGCGUCGGUGCGGAUGAGUGCAGAUCCAAAUCCCGAGCCCUCUUUCUCAGCCCCGAUGAGGCCUCACAGUUUUACUUCUGUCGGCGCUCUGAAGUCGAUCAGUCCGAUAUUUAGCGUUCCGUGUAAGAAUCGAGUGUUUGAUGGAAAGUCGACUGGGUUUCUCGCUGAGAUACUUACUUGUGGCUGUGAUCGAUGCUGUAACUUUGAUAACUUUGAUAUCAAGAACCCUGCUUUAGACCCGAGCGAACAUUCCUUUGUUAGCCCAAACUUUGUUUAUUUUCUCAAACCCGCGUGUAAGUGGAGGCCAGUGAUGAACUUGCUAGUGGGAAAGUUGAUCGUGAUUUCGGGGCUGAGGAAAAAGAAGAUCGUUGUUCGGAAAGAUGUGACGCAUGAAAUGUUCCUGAGUACAGAAUGGACUGUGGUUUCUUUGUGUCAGUUGCCUUUGGCAGUUGCAUCGAUUUUGAAGGAUGAAGAGGUGUACAAUGGGGUUGUUACUGGGGUUUAUAUGAACGGGAUGGCGGUCGAGCUGGAUUCGAAGGUCUGGCUUGUGCUUACUGAAAAGGGGAUUCCUCCGCCCCAUUCUGUUAGAGUUGGUGCUAUCAUAUCUGUUAAAAACUUUCAUCAUCUACAUCUCAAGUUUUCUUGGAUUGAGAUGCAUCUCCUUGGAACUUUUGCCAGGACCAGUAUUGAUGUCAAAAGCUUUUCAGUGGCUCAUACAAGAUCUUAUGUACGUGCAGAAGGUCAGAGAAUGUUAGGGAGGUUUAUUGAGUCUCUCACACCAUGUACGAAAUUUUGGAUGUUACUUCUGAUUUCUUGCUUCCGGAGAAAGUUUGCUAAAAUGUUCUCCAACGAGGAAAUAUUGGGCUCGAAAAAUUGUCUAACAUUAGUACUUGCAAGUUGUGGACAGCAAGAAGGGUUAGCCCAAGUAUAUGCUCGAAGGUAUCUGGAUUCCCACUUCUUUCAGUCUCAGCAUGGGAUUUUCAUGGAGUUCUUCGAGCAUGGAGAGUACACUUGUGAGAAGGAAUCCAGUAUGUCAUCCCUUAAGCUGGUGACACCCAUUUCUAAUCUUAUUAGCAAAUGCGAAGCAUUAUGGGCAUCUAAAAUUUCAAAAGCACCGUGUAAUGCUGAAACAUUUCAUAGAGAUGACUGUGGUAAUUGUUCUACCAGUAAAGUAGCUUCUUGCUGCUGUACAAUCAGAAGAGUUAUAUCAAGUGAAGAUCUAGGUUGUAUUUUAAUGGGCACUCUCAAGGUUUCACCCCCAGGGAGCUUGCAGUUGGUUGAUGCAACCGGAAGUAUAGAUGCUGUGAUACCAGAUCUUCUGUCAGAUAUCAGUUAUCGGAACAUUUAUGAGGUUAAAAAUUAUAAACUUAUUAUGGAGGGCUCACCUGUGCAAUCGGAUUGUAUGGGGUUGCAAUCUGUCGAAGCAUUCUCAUGCAAGAAUAUCUUUGACCAGCUUCCUUUGAAGAAAGUAUUAGAUCACCUUACAGUUUAUGUUGUCUUUUAUCUUAGAGACUCAUAUUGUCUCAAUGUUCCUUUCCAAAUUCCUACUUUCAAUAUGGGGAAUGAUGUCAUCAGUAUUACUGGCGGAACAACUCAGUUGUUGCUUGUAACUCACAAAUUUCCUGCCAUUAAGAAUAUUGAUCCAAUUGAAGGCCAUCCACUAUAUUCCAACAAUAUUUUGUUUGCGGAAGCCAUUGUCUUGCCUUAUAAGCUAAUUCUGCAAAAUGACAGUGAUUGUAGCAUACCUGCUAAUGCAUUGCGUGUCAAGCUACUUGAAGAAUACAUAGCAGAA
Asparagus officinalis (garden asparagus) is the source of this 2214-nucleotide messenger RNA. RefSeq names its product CST complex subunit CTC1-like. The annotation marks the transcript as partial. Gene Ontology annotation, cellular component: CST complex. Gene Ontology annotation, biological process: telomere maintenance via telomere lengthening; positive regulation of DNA replication. The transcript is spliced from 10 exons. The record is from RefSeq and is a predicted model, not a curated record. Gene Ontology annotation, molecular function: single-stranded DNA binding; telomeric repeat DNA binding. NCBI's taxonomy places the organism in Eukaryota, Viridiplantae, Streptophyta, Magnoliopsida, Asparagales, Asparagaceae.